Messenger RNA from Panthera uncia (snow leopard), 2726 nucleotides. It is a transcript of the gene RFESD, whose product is annotated as Rieske Fe-S domain containing. The transcript is spliced from 5 exons. The record is from RefSeq and is a predicted model, not a curated record. Lineage: Eukaryota; Metazoa; Chordata; Mammalia; Carnivora; Felidae. Bases 1270 to 1743 code for a protein of 157 amino acids. Gene Ontology annotation, molecular function: 2 iron, 2 sulfur cluster binding.
CUGGAGCUGGUGGGGGUUGGUGUCGUCUGGUCUAUGCUCCAGGCUCUUCUGAGCGCUGUGGCUCUGCCGGGAGUCGCCUGCGUUCGUUAACCGUUAAUCUCCGGACUGGAUUCCGCCCAGUCACAGCGAGGCCCUUCGAGCUUGUUCACCUUACAGUCUGGGCCCACCCAGGACCUGCCGCCUGUGUGGGGCAGGCGGGGCGUUUUUAACUAGCUUUCCUGGCCUCUAUGCGUACUAAAUCUGCUCCGCGGUUUCUGCAGCCCAGGCCGUGGUAGAUACUCGUCUCCUGAAGUCUGUAGGCGCAACAGUCCAGAACCUCUGGACAGCCACGUGUAGCCUGUGCCCGGGGUUCCUGAGCACCUCUCCGUAUAACUACUGUAGAAGGUCUUUACUAAGGUGUUAAAUACACUUUCAAGUCGUGCGUUAAUUUGUCAGAACUGGAAGGGCCUUAGAGAUGACAGCUCACAUGGUUAGAGCGUUUCCCAUGGUCCGGUCCUGCUCUACAAUACUUGAUUUGUAUUCCAGAGCAGCUACAUGACUUUAUUAAAUGAUUAAACGCUUUAAACAUCCGUUGAUGCUACUCUUGUGACAUUAGCUUUCCUAAAGUAAAAAAAAAAUCAGAACCAUGUUUGGUGAUAAACGUACAUCUAUGUAUAUAUACGUACACAGAUAUCUUUAUUUUGCUAAAAGGCUUUGUACCUUUAAGUUUACUUGCAGGCCACGAGUUUUUAUAAACCAUGGAUGCUGCUUAGAUGAAAUGUUAAGAUGUAUACACUGUGUUCACUGAAUAUAGACUCAGAAGAUGUAGGUUUGAAUCCUGACUGCUACUUUUGUUAAAGGGGAUCCUUUACCCUUAGUUUCCUAAUCUGCAAGAUAGGUAUACUACUUACCCCUUGGCGAUAGUGAACUCCUGUAUGCAAACAGUCCAAGUGGGUGGCCACUCACUGAAGGAUAACUAGUUUUAUCUAUAAUAUUCUGCCAUCCAAAGAGAUGCAAAACUAAUAUCUAAGGCUGGUCUUCUCUGAACCUAAAAACAAGGGUGUCACCCUGGAGCCAUGCAUUCUGAUAAUGUGUAGGUCAAGGCUCCAGACUUAGUAAAAGCACCUUUGUCAGAGAUCAAGAGGAAUAACAAUGCGAAGUUUUUAAAGAAGCUGAACAAAAUUCUCAGUCCAUUCAUGAUCUUUCUGCAGAGGCACGUUUUCUGAGGAUAGAAAGUGCCAUUUUAUCCUGUUUCUUGGUUUUUGGAUCAUCUGUUACAUAAAUGUAAACAUGGAUCUUGAUGGCUCUGAACAAGAUCCUGAAGUGAAGGAAUAUUCUCCUGUCUGUGUUGGCAGAGAAGAUGACAUUAAAAAAUCUAAAAGAAUGACAGCUGUUGUCCAUGAUAGAGAAGUGGUCAUUUUCUACCACAAAGGAGAAUAUCAUGCGAUGGAUAUUCGCUGUUACCACUCAGGAGGGCCUUUACAUUUGGGAGAAAUAGAGGAGUUUGACGGACGACCAUGCAUAGUUUGCCCCUGGCAUAAAUACAAAAUUACUUUGGCAACAGGAGAAGGACUAUACCAGUCUAUAAACCCUAGAGAUCCAUCAGCAAAACCUGAGUGGUGUUCCAAAGGAGUAAAGCAAAGGAUUCAUACAGUGACAGUGGACAAUGGGAACAUUUACGUGACUCUUUCUAAAGAACCUUUUAAGUGUGACUCUGAUUUUUAUGCCACUGGAGACUUCAAAGUAAUUCAGAGUUCUUUCUGAUAAAAUUAUAUGGCAAUGAAAAAUGGUGUGUGUGUUUGGAAAAUAUUUUUAGAAUAACUUUGCUUCAAUACCAAAGAGGAUUAAUUUUCCCAAAACAGGCACAUUUAUUACUUACUUUAAAAAAAUCACAUACAUCUGAGCAGUUCAAAGUGAUGUAAGGAUUAUUGUUAAGAUCUAUAGAAUACAUUUCACCCAAUCCUCUGGACUGAUUGGAACCUGAAGGUUAUAAGUUUGGAAUGUGCAUUUUCAGGGUGAAAAUAAUUUGCAGUAACCACAUUGAAAAAAGGUAAAAAUGAGAUCUAAUAAGAACCAUUGGGGAGGGGGUUAAUCCUUAUUUUGAUGUAGUAGACUUUAUCAUGGAAAAGUUUUAAUAUAUACAAACUAAACAAAAUAGUGUAACAAACUCUCAUCACCUAGCUUCAACAAUUACCAGCAUUCUUCCAUUCUUAUUUCCAUUCUUAUUUCACUGAUACCUCCACACACUCUCCAUCUCCCCUAUUUAUUAUUCUUACUUUUUAAAAGUAAAAUUUAAAUACACUGAAAUACUUAAAUCUCAACUAUUCAAUAUUUCUAAAUACAUAGCAGACUUUUUAUACUUGAAAAAUGUCUCCAAAAUGGGGUUGAUUUACAUGCUUCAUUUAAAAAUAAGAAACUUAUUCAACACUUACUACAUACAACACCUGGUGCUCGUCACAAGUGCACUCCUUAAUCCUCAUGUACUGCGCAUUGAAACCACAUAAAUCUUGGCUCAGUUUCUCUCUGGUCAAGGCAGACACUCCUAAAGUAAGGAAGAUACACACAGCUGCUUCCCAGACAUGAAGGACGUGAAGUCUCUUACUCAGUGAGCCAAAGUACUGGGAGUGCCUAGAUGAAAUUGUCAAAUAAAGGUGUUCUUUCUUUUUUCAGAAUUUCGUGAUGUGUGUAGAACUAAGCAUUCUGUGUAAAUGUUACAGAGAAGAGAUAUAGGAUGUUCUUCCUCGGAG